Molecule: messenger RNA, 1313 nt
Organism: Linepithema humile (Argentine ant)
Lineage: Eukaryota; Metazoa; Arthropoda; Insecta; Hymenoptera; Formicidae
Source: RefSeq, a predicted model, not a curated record
CAAUAAUAAUUAUAUUUGCAGUUAUACUAAAAAUGGAAGAAGUAAUUAAAAAUAGAAGCACUAAGUUUACGCCUGAUGAAAUUUCUACUUUAAUAGAAAUUGUAAAAAAAUAUGUAGACAUUAUCGAAUCCAAGGAAACUAAUAGUACUACAUGGCGAGAAAAAGAUAAUUGUUGGGCUAAAAUAACAGAGGAAUUAAAUUCUCGCUGUGGAGUAAAUUAUCGAAAGACAAAAACCGUGAGGAUAAAAUAUGAAAAUAUGAAAAAGAAUUUAAAGAAAAAAUUAUCAAAAAACAACAUAGAAAUAUUUAAAACUGGUGGACCUGCAAGAAUACAGCCUUUUACUUCUGGGGAAGAAAUUCUUCUAUCUUUUUUACCUUUAUCCACAGAAACAAAAGAAUUGUUUUGUGCUUCUGAUUGUGUCGGAACAUUCGAUGAACAAAAGAGCUGCAAAAUCUCUUCAAUGGGGACAAUUGUAGAAGACGAUAUAAAUGAAAGUUCAGAUAUUGAUAAAUCUGAGUGGGAGAUAAAACAUGAAACACUUGAUUUAGAUAAUGAUGAAGUUAAUGAUGAAGCAGAAGAUAUACUCGAUUCAAAAGAUCUGGAAAACUGCGCUUCGAGAAUAAUCUCUAAUUCAACAGAAAAUGUACUAAAAUCGGUUGCAAACAAUGAUAUUGUCACAUCAGUAAACGCAAAAGAAGAAUUAGUGCAAUUACAAAAAACGGCGUUAGAAAUAGAUAUACGAAUAAAAGAAGAAAAUAACAAUACGCAAAAAGAGAUUUUACGAACAGAACUAGAAAUACGUAAAGGAAAAUUAAAGCUCAUAAAUUUAGAUAUACAACUUAAAGAAUUAGAAGUGGAGAUAAAAAAACUGCAACUUAAGGCUAUCCGAGCAGAAAUUUUUGAUAGGCGCUGCUAGGGACCUACUAAGCAUGCUCUGACGCCUGAUCAGGAGCUCAUUAGCCUUUGUUAGGCCCCGAUACCAUGAACUUAAAAACCAUAAAUUUAACGUCGAGAAUUAAAAGAACAAUCAAAGUAUAACACACAUUACAAAGAUGCUUUGCUGAAAUUUUGAAAAAACGGAUAAAAAAUUAAAUAGAAUAUGUAUGUGUAUUAUGUAAUUGUAAUUAAAAAAUUGUAAUUAUAAAAAGUACUCUCCGAGAUACGAGUACGAGCUGAAAAUGCUUUUUAGAUACUUGCAGCAGAAGAAUAGUAGCAUAACAAGACUAUCGAGCGCCCGUUUGUUAUAUAUUUCAUAUUUGCCUAUGCAUGUAUGUGUAUAUAUGUAUAUAAAUUAUCGAUAAAUAUUAUAUGC